CGAUAGAGUGUUAUUGCCUUUGUAUUAAUUUUGUUUAUGCCAUAGACGUUUUCCCUCUCUUUGGUUAGGCGUCGGUCUGCUUAAUUUGCAAUCUCAAAGAGUUGGUGACAAAAGCAAUUUAGGGCAUUCGAAAUUUGAAGAAGAAGAAGAAGAAGAAGAAGAAGAAGAAUCUGUCAAUGGAGUUCGUAGGCGAGAACAGGGAUUUUGAUUCUGCAAACGACAACAACAAGCCCAACUCUGCUCAACCACUUCUUGAUUCUUCUUUUCAACCCUCACUCGCUGAUGAUACUAAUGCCAAAGAAGCUGAAGAAUUAAGUGAACGCAUAGCUCGAGACCUCAAGGAUGGUCUUCAUCCUCUAAAGCACAAGUUUGCAUUUUGGUACACUCGUCGAACACCUGGAGUUCGGACUCAAACAUCAUAUGAGGACAACAUAAAAAAGAUUGUGGACUUUAGCUCGGUCGAAGGUUUUUGGAUAAGCUAUUGUCAUUUGGCUCGUCCGGCUUCAUUGCCAAGCCCAACAGAUCUGCAUCUCUUUAAGGAAGGAAUUCGUCCACUUUGGGAGGAUUCUGCCAACUGUAAUGGUGGGAAGUGGAUAAUACGAUUUAAGAAAGUUGUAUCUGGGCGAUUUUGGGAAGAUUUGGUUCUUGCAUUAGUGGGCGAUCAACUUGAUUUUGGCGAUAACAUAUGUGGUGCUGUGCUUAGCAUUCGUUUCAACGAGGAUAUUUUGAGCGUUUGGAACCGCAAUGCAUCUGAUCAUCAGGCGGUGAUGGGUCUGCGAGAUUCAAUCAAAAGGCACUUAAAGCUCCCACAUGGAUAUGUAAUGGAAUACAAACCUCACGACGCGUCUCUGCGUGAUAACUCGUCAUACAGAAACACUUGGUUGCGAGGAUGAGAAAAAGGAGAAUGUGCUUCAAAACUGAACGAUGUUUACAUGGUCUGCACCUCCUUAAUUGCUAUUGACCCGUCUUUGGAUGUUAAGCAAUUAAUUCCCUCUGAUAAUUUUUUUCUUCAGGACAUUGGAGCUUUUCUUAAUUACAUGUUUGUUCUAAGGUGAAUAGGUUACUAUGUAAUGUAAAUAUUUGGACAUUUGUAACUGUAAACUGCUCUGAACAAGGACCUUGGAAGAGACACCUACACCUUAGAUCAACUUUCUGUUUACAUGUUAUAACUUAACAUUUUUCAUUUUCUUGGGACAAAACUUAGAUCCACAUCACCAGCUGCUUCACUCAGACUGUUUGUUUGUUAAAUUAGUCACAUGAUUAUACCAUCCAAUUCUUAAUUCA
This is a messenger RNA of Cucumis sativus (cucumber), 1284 nucleotides long. RefSeq names its product eukaryotic translation initiation factor NCBP. Gene Ontology annotation, biological process: translational initiation. Lineage: Eukaryota; Viridiplantae; Streptophyta; Magnoliopsida; Cucurbitales; Cucurbitaceae. Gene Ontology annotation, molecular function: translation initiation factor activity; RNA 7-methylguanosine cap binding. The transcript is spliced from 6 exons. The coding region runs from base 177 to 893 and encodes 238 amino acids. The record is from RefSeq and is a predicted model, not a curated record. Gene Ontology annotation, cellular component: eukaryotic translation initiation factor 4F complex; cytoplasm.